This is a messenger RNA of Drosophila virilis, 5290 nucleotides long. It is a transcript of the gene Ge-1, whose product is annotated as Enhancer of mRNA-decapping protein 4 homolog Ge-1. NCBI's taxonomy places the organism in Eukaryota, Metazoa, Arthropoda, Insecta, Diptera, Drosophilidae. Gene Ontology annotation, cellular component: P-body. Gene Ontology annotation, biological process: deadenylation-independent decapping of nuclear-transcribed mRNA. Gene Ontology annotation, molecular function: protein binding. The record is from RefSeq and is a predicted model, not a curated record.
GCCGCUACACAUCACUAACGCUUUGCGGCAUUGGAGCAAAUUUUCGCAAAAUUUGCUAUACAAUUUUUACGUGUGAAUUUGUGGAAAUUUGUUGUUUAAAUGGUGUAAACAGCAUUAAACAAUUGCUGCGUGCGUGCUUAAUAUAUGUGAACAUCAUUUGCACUUCCAAGGCCAAGUGUAACGACGUCGAAAAGCAGCAAAAGUAGAGAGCACUGGAAACUGGAACUGCUGCUAGAGUGCAGUCUCUUUUCCUAGUAAGUAAAUGCGUCAAUGUUAAUCGCGCUCUUUGCGCUCGCACAUUUGCCAAUCUUUCGUAAGCCGCCGCUGUCAUUGCAAUCAUCAUCAAGGUGUGGCAAAGGCAAAAGCAACGCAACAAAGCACGCGAGCAAAACAACAGCAACAACAACAACAACAACAACAGACAACGCUCAUUUAACGGCAUUAACAAGCAACAGUAAUUUGCAGACAACAGCAACAACAAUUCUAAUUGGAACCCGCCUCAAUAUGAGCAGCAGCAACGAACAGGAUCAGCAGGCAACAGCAGCCAGCAUCAUCGUUGCUGCCAACGGCAAUCAAACGGAUGUGAAAAAAAUCGAAAUUAUUAACUUCAAGCCAUAUGACAAGCAAUGCUGCUAUAACAUCAAAACCAAUCAUACGAAAGUUUAUGGCUGUGGCGGCUCCCAUGCGCGUGGCUCCUCCAAGGUUAAGCUAAAGAAUGUCGUCGACUAUAAAUGGGAGCACAAAUACUAUUAUCCCGGUCAUUUGGUGGCCGUGCAUCGCGAUGGCAAGCAUUUGGCAUAUGCCAUAAAUGUCAACAACAAAGCCACCGGCAUGGAAGGCAUGGUCCGUGUGUGCAACACCAGCACCAGCCAGCGUGCCCUCAUCAAGGGCAUGAAUGGUGAGGUUCUCGAUCUACAAUUUGCCCACAGCGAACGGGAGCGCAUCCUGGCGGUCAUAGAUAUGUGCUCGCUGUUUGUGUAUAAAAUCGAUUUAAUCGAUGGAAAUUUAAUAUGCAAACUUGUACUCAAAGUGGAUGAUCCUAUUGCAAACUAUGUGCCAGAAUAUGACAUGGUUUCCUGGUGUCCUUACAUAACAAGCAGCGGCAGCAGCAGCAACAACAAUACCAGUGGCGGUGGCGGGGGCGUCAGUGGUGUCACUGGCCACGAAGAGGAUGAUGAAAAUCAGCUUUUGAUUUGGUCGCGCAGCAAACAGUUUCAAUGCUUUCAUGUCAGGAUGAUUAUAUCCGAGCAUGGCCGGGGACAGAUUAAACCGGCGUCUCUGGAGACUGGUUAUUUGAAGAUUGAGGAGGAUUCCUUAAUUACCUGCGCUGCUCUAUCGCCCGAUGGCACCACCGUUGCCGCCGCUUGUACUGAUGGCCUGGUGCGUUUCUAUCAAAUUUAUUUGUUUGAUGUGCGCAAUCAUCGCUGCCUACACGAAUGGAAGCCGCACGAUGGCAAGCCGGUGGCCUCGUUGUUCUUCUUGGAUAACAUUAACAAGCCUGUGGAAGAUGCCUACUGGCAGUAUGUGAUUACAACCAGCGAUCAUAAUACUGAGAUAAAGCUGUGGAACUGCUCGCUGUGGGAGUGUCUGCAGACCAUCAAUAUUAUGGCCUCAGUUCCGCCCACUGUGCAUCCGGGCAUGUUCAUAGCUGGCAUUGAUCGUAGCGCCAACUAUUUAGUUAUAUCCAGCCUGGAUGCGUUAGCCGUAUAUGUGAUGCAGAUUAGCAGCUGUGGCAUCGUCAGAAGCAGCGUCAACGAUCAGGCCAGCGACAGUGGGGAUUCGGAUAAUGGCAGCGAUGCUGAUGACGCUGGCAGCGGCACUGGCAAUAACGAUGCUGCCGUACGCAUUCAAAACAUAGCAGAGUUCAAGCUGAGCUCGGGCAUACUAUCUUUUUCCAUAGUGAAUGCCAGCAUGCGUCGGAUGAAGAGCACCAACGAGAGCUACUAUCCGUUUGAGGAGCCUGAUGAUUACGACGAUGAUAGCACUGCCACAACCGAUGCCCUAGUGGUGCAUAUGUUUGUGGUGCAGGCCAAGAGCUUGCAGGAGUGCCAGAUUAUCUAUCAGCCAUGUGUGGCCGAAAAGCCAGUAAGAAGUUUAAAUAGCAGCAACAAAAGUAGUGCCAGCAAUAAGCGCUCCCUGACACCGGAUGGUGCGACGCCAUCGCGACUGCUACACGUCAAUGAGAUUAAGGCGGAGCCCAGUUCACCGCACAACAGCAGCAGCGGCUCCAGCGCAGUGCCACUGGAUACACUCUUCGGCAAGUCCAAACGCAACUCAGUUAGUUCAACGUCCGCCUCGGUGGUGGCUGUUGCAGUUGCUGCUGCGGCUGCACCUUCGGCCAUCCUGCAAGAGACACCUACGACGGGCACAAAUAAAUCACGUUCCGCUUCGCCCCAGUAUGGCAGCGGCUAUCCGCAACUGAAUCUCAUGACUCCGGAUGCGUUUAGCGCCAGCGGUGCCACCACCAUGCUUUUGACCACGACCAGCAUUAGCAGCAACACAACUGGCACCGAUGCCAUCAGCAGCUCUGCGGGUGCAACUACGGCUAACACAGAUCAGUCCGCGAUCAACUCUCAGGUGCUGAACACGCUGCGCAUGCUGGCAACAGUGACUGCCAAGGGAACGGAGUCGGCCAAUGCGAAUCUUUUGAAACUGAUGAACAAUACGCUCAUUGAGGAUCGGGAACAGCAGAAGCUUAAAGACAAAAUGGAUGCGCGCAAGAAGUUCAUAGCCAUUGAUCGCAAUCCGGAACGCAAUGCGGGUGAGAAUUUAGCCAGUGGCGGUUCCAGUCCAAGUCGUGAAGUCCAAGAGAUUAUGGCCACACAAGAGGAUGCAGAUGACUACGAACCGGAAUUGGAGAAUCUAGAAUCUGACGAAGAGAACCCCUACUAUAUGCUAUGCAAAACGGAAAAAAAAACCGAGGAUGAGUUGGCCAAUUCACCAACCGUCGAGGAAACGGCAGCUGUAGCGACCAAUUGGCCGUCACAGGAUUCCAAGCUGCCAACCAAAAAAUCCGCUGAACUUCAAAAUGCGGCACAAAUCAUGUCGCAAGCGGUGCAGCACAAGAACAAUGGCAAUGUGCCGCCCACGCUGGGCAACAGUAGCUGCAGCAACAACACGGCAACAACAUUAAACAGCAGCGGCAACAACAACAUCAGCAGCUGCAGCCACAAUGCGGCAAUUGAAAAUUCCACAGGCAAUGCAGAGAUCAAUGCAAAACUGGAACAACUAUUGGAUCUGGUCAAGGCGCAAUCGCUGCAGCUGCAUAAACUGGAGCACGAAGUUAGCAAGAUUCAACAACAGCAGCAGCAGCUGCAACCAAGCAGCGGUGCGACGCCCUUGCAGCCGAAAAGCAUCCACGAGCUGGCCUACAAAAUUGAAAUGCAACUGUCCAAGCUAAUGGAACAAUACUUAAAGCGUUACGAGAACGAGCACAAAAAGAAACUAACCGAGUUCCUGCAUGCGCGUGAGACUCAAAAUCGUGAACUGCGAGAUUCGGUGCUGCAGGUGCUCAAUCAGUAUGUUAUGAAUCAUUUUACGGACAUUAUUGGCAAUGUUCUGAACAUGGAGCUGCAGCGUCAGCUGUUGCCACGCGUAAAUGCCAAAAUGGAUCAGUUGCAGAAUCAAAUGCAACUGGAGAUAGUGCAAAAAUUAAAUGUGUUUGACAAGACGGUCAAGGAGAACAUUGCACAGGUGUGCAAAAGCAAGCAAUUUCUGGAUGCCUUUGGCAAAUCUGUGCUGAUUGGCGUUCAGACAAGCCUGCAAACGGCCUUUAUUGAGUCCAUGAGCAGCACUCUGAUACCAGCCUACGAGAAGUCCUCGCAAAAUAUGUUCAAGCAGCUGCACGAAGCGUUCAGCGUGGGCAUCAAAGAUUUCAUGGUGGAGUUUAACGCGUAUCUGCAGCACAUGCCACAGCCGCACAAUAGCGAGGAGCUGAGCAACAAGCUGGGCCUAUUAAAGCAGCUGGUAGAGACAAAUUUACUUAAGCAUCGCACCGAACUAACCGACGCCAUGCUGGAGACACAGCGCGAGGUGAAGAGCCUGGAGAUAUUGCUUGCCCGCCAGGUGCAGGAGACCAUACGUACCGAGCUGCGCAAGCAUAUGGAUAAUCAGAACAUGGCGUUGCGCUCGCAGGCAGCCACACCGGCGCCCACCUAUGAUCUGCGUGAGAGCAUUAAACAACUGCUGCUGGCGGGUCAAAUCAACAAAGCCUUUCAUCAAGCACUGCUUGCCAAUGAUUUGAAUCUGGUGGAGUUCACAUUGCGGCAUACGGAUCGCAUGCAGGUCUUUGCGCCUGAGGGUUGUCGGCUGGAGCAAAAGGUGCUGCUCUCACUCAUUCAGCAAAUAUCAGCGGACAUGAGCAACCAUAAUGAGCUUAAACAGAGCUACCUCAAUGAGGCGCUGCUGGCCAUUAAUAUGUCGGAUCCCAUAACGCGCGAGCAUGCACCGAAAGUGCUCUCCGAGCUGUAUCGCAAUUGCCAGCUGUUCAUCAAGAAUUGUCCCAAAAGUCCGCAAUGUAGCAAUGUUCGCCUAUUGAUUGCCAUGUGCAGCGCCACUUACCGUGAUCAAUUCAAAUGAUAUUGCGAUACUGCUGCAAUUGCCAGUGGUUGGCACUGACAACAACUCGAACCCAAACCCAAGCCCCAUGCACAGACACCCACACAGACAUACGGACACGUUUGUAGUUAAGCAGGUCAUCCCGAUAGAACCGUUUCUAGCUCUAGCUUCAAUUUGAACUCUUAUACCUUUCCCUUUCAAUAUAUCCUAACUGUCCAAUUUGACAACGUAAGCUGAAAGUUUUAGCCACAAUUUUUCAUACAGUUUUUCGUUACUAUUUGUUUUGUGUGCGUUUCUUUGUUUUAUUUUAUAAUUUUAUAUUUAGAUCUUAACUCAUGUUCUCGUCACGAUAUUGUGUUUUCCAACAACAGAAAAAUAGGAAAAAGUGAGGAACGUGCUUAUCUAGCGUGAUCAUCAAUUGCAAUAAGUUAACCUUUUUUAUACAUAUAUAUAUAUAUAAUUUUAAAAAUAUUGAGUAUUUUUCUUUCUGUUCCUUCUGCGCGCUUUAUCUAUAAAGAUUUUUUUCCAUUUAUCAUGACGCUUAUCAAAGAGUAAAAUACACGUUAAAGCAGAGCUAUAGAAUUACAUUUUUAAAUACUAAAUUUUUUCAAAAUAACUAAAACGGACUUUCUAAAGAGGGACGGACAAUUUUGAUGAUUGCUAAAAAAAAUAAUUACAGAACUACAAGUAAAUGCGUAAAUAUUAAGCUAAGCCUAAAAUCGAAAAAAAAAAA